Sclerotinia trifoliorum is the source of this 2267-nucleotide messenger RNA. The record is from the annotation of a GenBank genome assembly. NCBI's taxonomy places the organism in Eukaryota, Fungi, Ascomycota, Leotiomycetes, Helotiales, Sclerotiniaceae.
UGUCAUCUCUUGCCCGUCCGAUAUAUAUAUAUCACUGCUUCUUCCCAGCGAAAGUAAUUAAUUCUAAUGGUUAGAAAUCAUCAUCGCUAUCAUCAUCACUUCAUUUCCUCAAGCUUCAAUACUGAAUGUCAGUCUGUGAUAUCAUAGUCGGUCUUGGCGUCGAACAUUCGUCGCAAGUGGUAAAGUCUCACAAGAAAUAUUUUGCUCCGUCCUCGGUGCAACAUACGUGUAACAUACCUAUAACCCCAGAUACAAAAUCAAAAUAUCCUUCCAAGCCAUAAAUAUCACAACGAUUGAGCUUUGAAGUAAUCAAUAUGGCCUCAUUAGCUGGAAAGACACAGCAGCUAGAUCAUAUAGAAGACAACAAGGAUAGUUCGACAGCUUCAGCGUCCAAAAUCACUCCCGGUCUUCGAGUUCUUCAACCACCAGAAUGGAUCGCGGCUCUCUCUCCUGAAGAACGUAUCAGUAUCGAAUCUAAACUAAAGAGAAAAAUUGAUAUAAGAUUGCUGCCAAUGGUAAUCAUAAUGUAUAUCAUGAACUAUCUGGACAGAGUACGUCUUUCCUCUGAUUUUACAUAUUCCACAACUAAAACUUCAUGAUAGAACAACAUCGCAGCAGCGCGAUUAGCAGGAAUGGAGGAAGAUUUGAAACUAGUAGGAGAUCAAUACCAGGUAUGUAGCUAGAUACCUAUCAGAGUUUUAUGAAUGCUAAAAGCUAAUAAUUAUAGACUUGCGUCAGUAUCCUAUUCGUCGGAUACCUCCUAAUGCAAAUCCCCUCGAAUUUAUUCUUGAAUAAACUCGGCACUCCCGCCACCUAUCUCCCAACAGCAAUGAUCAUUUGGGGAAUGAUAUCGGCUUCAACAGCGGGAACCCACAGUUUCAUCGGUCUUCUUAUGUGUAGAUUCUUCCUCGGCUUCGUCGAGGCUGCAUACUUUGUGAGUUUUCUUUGCAUGUGAUGUUUUCUUAUAUGCCAGAGGAGGAUUCUAAUACUGUUCAGCCCGGAUGUCUCUACUACCUCUCAUGCUGGUAUACCCGCAAGGAGUUAGGUUUGCGCACAGCCUUUCUUUUUUCCGGAUCCUUGAUCAGCGGAGCAUUUUCUGGUCUCCUAGCCGCGGGUAUUACGGACGGAAUGGAUGGAGUGAGAGGACUUCUUGCCUGGAGAUGGCUUUUUAUUAUCGAGGGUUCCCUAACGGUUGUGAUUGCUGCUGCUGGUUACUUUAUCAUCCCAAAUUUUCCGCGCACCACGGCUUGGUUGACGGAGCAGGAGCGUGAACUGGCUGUUUGGCGUUUGGAAGAGGAUGUCGGUAUGGACGAUUGGGUUGAUAGCCAUCAACAAACCUUCAUGCAUGGCUUGAAACUCGCUUUUGCCGACAUCAAAACCUACAUUCUCAUGCUUAUCCUAUUUGGUAUCGUUGCAGCUGCUUCGGUUACCAAUUUCUUCCCGUAAGAUCUCCCAAUCAUUCAUCUAUCCAAGGAAACCACUAAUACUUCUCAGAACCGUCGUAGCAACUCUAAAAUACAACAGAAUUCAAUCACUUCUGUUAACCGCACCUCCAUACGUCCUGGCCCUCAUAACCUCUAUGGCCAACGCCUGGCACGCUGACAAAACAGGCGAACGAUUUUUGCACAUCGCCAUUCCGCUCACCAUCGCAUUAAUAUCUUUCAUCCUUGCCGCGGCAACCACAAGUACCGCUCCUCGCUACGUCGCCAUGAUGCUCAUGGUUCCCGGCUGCUACACCGCUUUCGUCGUCGCACUUGCUUGGAUCUCCAAUACACUGCCUAGACCCCCUGCUAAGAGAGCCGUCGCGCUCGCGUUCAUCAAUGCGGUUUCUAACUCGUCGAGUAUUUAUGCUAGUUACAUGUAUCCCAGUAGUGCGGGUCCGAGAUACAUAGUGGCGAUGAGUGUGAAUUGUGCAAUGGUUUUUAUGGCCAUGUGUGCGGCGCUUACGUUGAGGACGAUGUUGGUUAGGUUGAAUAAGAAGUUAGAUAGGGGAGAAAUGGUAGAUGGGGCGGUCAAUGAGGGUACGGUGGCGGCGGGUCAGAGGGGAUUUAGGUACAAGGUUUGAGUUCUAAGAUUUCAAGUGAGGGAAUGUGGUGAUGAUCCGUCAUGCUAUGUGGAUACGGCGAAUAAUGAACAACCUUCUUGUUGGUUGUGAAAUAGAGAAAAUGAUCACCUUUCAAGAUGCAUGGAUGGGUUCUAUAUUAGCUAUAGUUUAGCGUAGAUUUGUAUGUGAAACGAUGGAAAAUAUGAUCGUUCAAAACUUACUU